CUUUUGAGGCACUGUAUCCAUCCGCCUGCUCUCUCAGCGCGAUCGCAUAAGCGUCUCAGAGCCUAACGAUCGAUCGCGGUACUGGGCGAAUUCUUUGAACUAGGCGCUUAAAAAGCACUGCCAGUUGCUCCGAUCCCUCAUACGCCGUGUAUUCAUCGCGCCUCGUGGACGUGCCGUGUGUAGUGGCUGAAAAAGCGGAAAACACAUCUCGAAUAACUUUGACGUAUCACCGAAUCCUUUUCGAGGGGAUUCGAAACGAACUAUUGUGCUAACUGUGAUCUAGUGUAUUGUGAGCGAACCGAACUCAGCGGAUUUUGAGUGCUCUGCGUGGACUUUCUACACCUCUGUUGCAAUUCAAUCCUUAAAGAUGUCGCCCAACAUAAUAGGGAGCACUUUCAUAUUGGCCGAAACGGCCAUUGCCGAUGGCAACAACAAUAGCAGCAAGAUGGCCGCCAAGCCCGCCGCCUCUGCCGCCACGCCCACCCAGAAGGUCGCCAAGAAGGUGGAGGCGAAGUCGGCAGAGAACAAGCCCUACGAAAUGGAGAUCGUGUGGCGCAACGUGGGCCUCUUCAUCAUCCUCCACUCGAUGGCCCUGUACGGCCUGUACCUGGUAUUCGCCGAGAGUGCCUACUGGGAGCUCUUGCCAGUGUAUGCCACCAUGUUCCUGGGCGGACUGGGCAUCACGGCCGGAGUGCAUCGCCUGUGGUCGCACAAGGCCUACAAGGCCAAGCUGCCGCUGCGCAUCUUCCUCAUGCUGUGCCAGUCGCUGGCCUUCCAGAACAGCAUCUGGGAGUGGACCCGCGACCACCGGGUGCACCACAAGUUCACCGACACACACGCCGAUCCCCACAACUCCCGCCGCGGCUUCUUCUUCGCCCACAUGGGCUGGCUGAUGUGCAAGAAGCACCCCGAUGUGACCAGCAAGGGCAAGCAGAUCUCCAUGGAGGACAUUGAGCAGGAUCCCGUCGUCAUGUUCCAGAAGAAACUCUACUUCGUGGUGAUGCCCAUCUGCUGCUUCGCCCUGCCCAUGAUCUUCCCGUACUACGUGAUGGGCAGCUCGCUGCGCGUCUGCUUCUUCACCUGCUCCAUGCUCCGCUUCUGCCUGUCGCUGCACUUCACCUGGCUGGUGAACAGCGCCGCCCACUUCUACGGCAUGAAGCCCUACGACGUGAACGUGAGUGCGCUGAACAACAAGCUGGUGUCCACGCUGACCAUCGGCGAGGGAUGGCACAACUACCACCACGUCUUCCCCUGGGACUACAAGGCAGCUGAGCUGGGCACCUACAGCUUCAACUGGACGACGGCCUUUAUCGAUGUGAUGGCCAAGAUCGGACAAGCCUACGACCUGAAGUUUGUGUCCCAGGAGAUGGUCUACAAGCGAGUCCUGCGCACUGGCGAUGGCUCCCACAUUGCCGCCCUGCUGGAUGCCAACAACAACAGCGCCAUCCCGACCAACGAGCUGGUGGCCCAUCUGGAUCACGAUAAGGAGGAGCACGCCAUCUGGGGCUGGGACGACAAGGACAUCAGCGAGGAGGACCGCAAGGGAGCCAACGUGGUGAACAAGGAGUCCGAGUGCAAGCUGGAUUAGAGAGUGGAAAUUAGCGGGGGUUCACCCAAUCGAACACACUUCUUGCUGCCACAUCGGGUCUGCAGUAUUUAAUUAUAUUAAUUGCCUAUUCUCCUUACCUGCCUACGCGAUUAAGUGGUGGCUGUUUAAAGAACUAGAAAAGACAAAUUCAAAUUCAAGGGGGAUUUCGAUCUGAUGGCAGCAAGAACACCUUAUAUAUCAAUGGCUUCAAUUCCAAAUAUAACGAAACAACUGAA
Molecule: messenger RNA, 1824 nt
Organism: Drosophila rhopaloa
Lineage: Eukaryota; Metazoa; Arthropoda; Insecta; Diptera; Drosophilidae
Product: acyl-CoA Delta12-desaturase
Exons: 5
Coding region: 368-1588 (406 amino acids)
Biological process (GO): unsaturated fatty acid biosynthetic process
Cellular component (GO): endoplasmic reticulum membrane
Molecular function (GO): stearoyl-CoA 9-desaturase activity; iron ion binding
Source: RefSeq, a predicted model, not a curated record